This is a messenger RNA of Trichoplax adhaerens, 688 nucleotides long. RefSeq lists its product as hypothetical. The transcript has 4 exons. The record is from RefSeq and is a predicted model, not a curated record. NCBI's taxonomy places the organism in Eukaryota, Metazoa, Placozoa, Uniplacotomia, Trichoplacea, Trichoplacidae. Bases 109 to 492 code for a protein of 127 amino acids.
CUUCUCCUCCAAUCUCUCCCAGUUCAAUAGUUUCCUACAACUUUCCCCUAAGUUGUUUAUCCAUUUUUCCGAACACUAUUGCUAAUUGAUUUCGAAUACAAGAAAGUCAUGUCUGCGCUUCAAGAAGAAAUCAAAGCCGCUGAAAAGAAAUGCAACGAGGCCAUUAAUAAAGGUGACGUUGAUGCAGUCGUUGGUUGCUAUACUGACGAUGCUAAAAUCUUAGCACCUGGUAGCCCAAUGAUCUCUGGCAAGGCUGCAAUCAAAGAGUAUUUCGCUGGCUUAGCUGCUCUCGGUAUUGGAAAAUCGGAAACAGAUGUCCUUGAAGUUGGAGGUGGAGGCAACAACGCCUACGUAAUCUAUAACAACACCUUAUACAAGGCUGAUGGAUCUGUCUUUGAUAACGGAAAGGGUCUUGCUUUAUACUACAAAGACAACGGUGUAUGGAAGAUCUACGCUGAUUCAGCUAAUUCCAAUGCUGCUUCAGCUUCCUAAACGUAGCUGUAGUAUCAUUGAUUAUUUAUACUUAUUGUGUAGUGAUUCGUACUUAUUGGUGUUAGUUGUAAUGUCUUAUCGUCGAUGCUAUGUUACCUGCUACAUUUUUGGUGUAGCUAGUAAUUGCUGUAGACGUAACUAAAAGAUUAGCUUUUGGAAACUUUUAGCAACUCUUGAAAUAAAGCAAUUGAAAUGU